ACCUGCCUCAGCCUUAGCUGAGCAGCCGCCGCCACCGGGUGCCCCCCGCUCCCCACUUCACCAGCGCCCGCUCCUCGGCUCGACCCGGGGUAGUUUGUAGGGACGCAGCUCUCCACGUGCGCGACUGCAAGGCUGGACGCUGCAGGUUCCUGGAAAGGAGACACCAGCAUUUGCCACAAUGCUGUCAUCCACUGACUUUACAUCUGCUUCCUGGGAGCUUGUGGUCCGCGUUGACCAUCCCAAUGAAGAGCAGCAGAAAGACAUCACACUGAGAGUAUCUGGAGACCUUCAUGUCGGGGGAGUGAUGCUCAAGUUAGUAGAACAGAUCAACAUAUCCCAAGACUGGUCAGACUUUGCUCUUUGGUGGGAACAGAAGCAUUGCUGGCUUCUGAAAACCCACUGGACCCUGGACAAAUAUGGGGUCCAGGCAGAUGCAAAGCUUCUCUUCACCCCUCAGCAUAAAAUGCUGCGCCUUCGCCUGCCGAAUUUGAAGAUGGUGAGGUUGCGAGUCAGCUUCUCAGCUGUGGUUUUUAAAGCUGUCAGUGAUAUCUGCAAAACCCUGAAUAUUAGAAGAUCAGAAGAGCUUUCCUUGUUAAAGCCUUCUGGUGACUAUUUUAAGAAGAAGAAGAAAAAAGACAAAAAUAAUAAGGAACCCAUAAUUGAAGAUGUUCUAAACCUGGAGAGUUCUCCAACAGCUUCAGGUUCAUCAGUAAGUCCUGGUUUAUACAGUAAAACCAUGACUCCUAUAUAUGACCCCAUCAAUGGAACACCAGCAUCAUCCACCAUGACUUGGUUCAGUGACAGCCCUUUGACGGAACAAAACUGCAGCAUCCUUGCAUUCAGCCAACCCCCCCAGUCUCCGGAAGCACUUGCGGAUAUGUACCAGCCUCGGUCUCUGGUUGAUAAAGCCAAGCUCAAUGCAGGUUGGCUAGACUCCUCGCGCUCCCUUAUGGAACAAGGCAUCCAAGAGGAUGAGCAGCUGCUGUUACGAUUUAAAUACUACUCUUUCUUUGACUUGAAUCCUAAAUACGAUGCUGUCCGAAUAAACCAACUCUACGAACAAGCCAGAUGGGCCAUUCUCUUAGAAGAAAUUGAUUGCACAGAGGAAGAAAUGUUGAUCUUUGCAGCUCUACAGUACCACAUUAGCAAACUGUCGUUGUCUGCUGAAACACAGGAUUUUACAAGCGAGUCUGAGGUUGACGAAAUAGAAGCAGCGCUUUCUAAUUUGGAAGUAACCCUAGAAGGUGGAAAAGCAGACAGCCUUUUGGAGGACAUUACUGAUAUCCCUAAACUUGCAGAUAAUCUCAAAUUAUUUAGGCCCAAGAAGUUACUACUAAAAGCUUUCAAACAAUAUUGGUUUGUCUUUAAAGACACAUCCAUAGCCUACUUUAAAAAUAAGGAACUUGAACAAGGAGAACCAGUAGAAAAACUAAAUCUUAGAGGCUGCGAAGUUGUGCCCGAUGUAAAUGUAGCAGGGAGAAAAUUUGGAAUCAAGUUACUAAUCCCUGUUGCCGAUGGUAUGAAUGAAAUGUAUUUGAGAUGUGACCAUGAGAAUCAAUAUGCCCAAUGGAUGGCUGCCUGCAUGUUGGCAUCGAAGGGCAAAACCAUGGCAGACAGCUCCUACCAGCCAGAGGUCCUCAACAUCCUUUCCUUCCUGAGGAUGAAAAACAGGAACUCUGCAUCUCAUGUGGCUUCCAGUCUCGAAAACAUGGAUAUGAACCCAGAAUGUUUUGUGUCACCACGGUGUGCAAAAAAACACAAAUCUAAGCAGCUGGCUGCCCGGAUCCUGGAGGCACACCAGAACGUGGCCCAGAUGCCCCUGGUCGAAGCCAAGUUGCGGUUCAUCCAGGCAUGGCAGUCACUGCCUGAGUUCGGCCUCACCUACUACCUUGUCAGAUUUAAAGGAAGCAAAAAAGAUGACAUUCUGGGAGUUUCAUAUAACAGGUUGAUUAAAAUUGAUGCAGCCACCGGGAUUCCAGUGACAACAUGGAGAUUCACAAAUAUCAAACAGUGGAAUGUAAACUGGGAAACCCGUCAGGUGGUCAUCGAGUUUGACCAAAACGUCUUUACUGCAUUCACCUGCCUGAGUGCAGAUUGCAAGAUUGUGCAUGAGUACAUUGGCGGCUACAUUUUCUUAUCUACCCGCUCCAAGGACCAGAACGAAACACUCGACGAGGACUUGUUCCACAAAUUGACCGGCGGUCAGGAUUGAAGCAAGCAUGCGUGCUUGGCUCACACCAACAGGGCAAGCCAAAGGCGCCCCUCCCCGGAGGGAUGGGAUCCAUAACUUCCCCAGCAUGUAGAUACUGAACUAACAGACAACAUACAUUCGCCGCUGGUCACCCAGGUCCUCACCUCAUCCAAACCCACUGCUGGCACAUCCCUUUCCUUACUUUGCCCUGUGCUACCAGCCAUGGAAGGAGCCUCUCUUGUUUUUUCUAGAAGAUGGGUGAGCAGGAGAAAAGGAGGUGCCCUAAGAUUGCUCUAAGGCCUAGUAUAUGGUUACAGUUCUGUGACUUGCAGAACCUGCCAGGUGGAUGGCUAUAAGUAUCCUUGUCCUGAUCUGUCUCAUUACUAAGUCAGUGGAGAAGACAGAAAGGUAAAAAUCACAUGAAGAAAGAACAACUCUUAUUUCACAAACUCAGGUAUGAAACUAAAUGCCUGUCCUUCAUGGAACUGCUUUUAGCUCCUGUCUUUUCAAAAUGGCAGAGGGAGUUCCUACACACACUUUUUCCCUGGAGGCGAAGGUCUGGGGUAGAAAGGGGAGGGGUGGGGCUACCAGGUAGCAGCUGACGACCCAAGGUCAGAGCAGUGGCCCUCAGUGUCAUCUGUCCACAGUGAUACCUGCCAAGAUGACCACUGACCCAUAUCUGAUCUUAGUCAUUGAUCUCCUCAGGUUUCUUGGGCCACCUGCAAUCCCCAUUCCAUUCCUACAGAUCUCUCAGCCACCUGUAAGUCCUUUGUGAAGACGUGGGUAACACAGGGGGACAGGAAAACCCAUUUCUCAACCCAGAUCCAUGUCUCAACUGCUUCUACUCUGGGUUGGGAUUCAGGAAGACAGGCACAGUCCUCUCUGUCCAUAGAAACACCUGUCAGCGUCAAGGAUUCCAGUCAAGUCUCUAUCCCAACUGGUCAGGGAGAGAAGGGCAGACCUAUUCUCAAAGACCACCAUGUCCAAGGUCUGAUGGGAAGCGUCCCUCUUACUGCUGGUCUGUGUUCUCCUGGAUUUGGGAUCUGUGUUGGUAUGACUCCUGGCCUUUUCUCUAAAGGCCUUUGGCUUUUGUAAAUCAUGAGCCAGUAAUAGACUUUUUUCUCCC
Molecule: messenger RNA, 3317 nt
Organism: Rhinopithecus roxellana (golden snub-nosed monkey)
Lineage: Eukaryota; Metazoa; Chordata; Mammalia; Primates; Cercopithecidae
Gene: FERMT1
Product: fermitin family member 1
Exons: 15
Coding region: 179-2212 (677 amino acids)
Biological process (GO): cell-matrix adhesion; integrin-mediated signaling pathway
Cellular component (GO): focal adhesion
Molecular function (GO): integrin binding
Source: RefSeq, a predicted model, not a curated record